AUGAUCGUUAGCAACGUUGGCAACGAUGCGGUCAUUCCUGGCGCGGAGCUCUCGAAGAUCAAGUCAGAUCCAACAUGGUCUCCCGACAUGACACCAUUUGAGGCUCCAGUCAGCGCGUCGGCUUCGGACGCAAGCAUAUCGAGAAGAAGCACCGCCAGAUCUGCCUCGUCUCACCUGAGGCCGGAAGACGCCUUCCUCACAUACUCUCCACCGUAUCGAUCGACGGGCAAGAAUGGUGCAUCAGAAGACAGGCGCAAGAGGGAGAACCGUGGAAGCCGGAAUGCUAGUCGGAGAAGACCACGCACAUGGAAAAAGUUGCUCUGGGUGAAACAAGCAUGUAUGANNGGCGCGCGACAGCAAGAGAAGCGACAUACCAUAGUCCAGACACUGAGACGUUCAGAUCCCGACAACUACACGGAUGAAGAGACCUUCUUAGACCACCUACAGCGCAACCCGCGUCUUCGACCUUAUGACUUCUGGCCGCUUGUCGCAGACUCUACCGUCAUCGUUCAACACAUCGGCUCCGUCAUCAUCUUCGUCUGCUGCUUUGUCGGCAUUAAACAAGAACGUGUAUCGCCUGUAUCUGUCGUAAGCUGGGCUACCUUUGGUACCGUCUUGGGUUGGGUCGCCCGUGACUACUGGGUAGGCCAAGAAGAGACUGCUCAGGCUGCUCGUGCUGCCCUCGCCGAGGCCACUGCCUCGUCCAAAGCUGUCAUAGACAGUCAGCGCAUUCAGGAAGGACCUUUGAGUCCUACAGAUCUUACUUCGAUAGCGACAGACAACGCUAAGCUUGGUUUGGGUAUCUCUAGUGUCGCGACCUCGCGCCCCCUGUCUGUAGUCUCAGCGACUGAGAGCUCACCAUCGACCACAUCUACCACCGGUCAUCCUAACGGUGCUGCUACAUUCGCAAGCUACAGCUACUACCCACCUUUCCAGAGCCAGACCUCUUCACUCUCGCCUCGCAACCAGGAAAGACUGGCGACCGCCAAGUCCGCAAUCUUGAUCUAUUGUGCAUUGCUAGGCUUAAGCCCCAUCCUCAAGUCUUUGACCUUGUCAACAUCUUCUGACUCGAUCUGGGCAAUGAGUACCUGGCUCUUGAUCAUCAACAUCUUUACCUUCGACUACGGUGCUGGUAUAGAAGCGAAGUAA
Molecule: messenger RNA, 1149 nt
Organism: Aureobasidium uvarum
Lineage: Eukaryota; Fungi; Ascomycota; Dothideomycetes; Dothideales; Saccotheciaceae
Source: the annotation of a GenBank genome assembly